GUUUCUUGCUGGAUACCUGGAAUCCUAAGAAGCGCUAACUACCUAAUUGUAAGGCAAGACACAAAUACCCGCAACAAUGCCUGCAAUUACCCCAGUGGAUCCGAUGAGCUUUGCUCAGGCCAUGGAGCUGGAAAAGGUGUUUUCCGGGAAUGAAAUUUACCUAAGUAAAUAUCCAGCACUAUCCUUCGAUUACCAGCCAGGGCAACCAUUAAGUGCACAUCGAUCAUACGGAGGACACACCUAUGCACAAUCUAUCUGGGCGGCGAGCUUAUCACUCAAAGAUUCCGGUCUUCAAAUCCACGAGGCAAACGGGUAUUGGACCCAGGCAGGUCAUGCAAAUCGUCCAUUUGUUUAUACUGUUGCAACAUUAUCACAAACACGAUCCUUUGUUCUGCGACAGGUGACGGCUUGCCAACCCACCACACCCUCUGAGGACUGCCCAUUUCCUACGUCCGACACUUUAAAGCCACUAGGCCCGGUGGCAUUUGUCCUGACUUGCUCCUUCAAGCGCAGGGAACACGGCCCAGAAUAUGGGCUGAGCCUGAACUUCGAACGAUAUGGCAAUGUGUUACGCAAAGAUCCCACCACACAUCCCUCGAGUGUGUACGUGCCAGGACCGAACGGGAUCGGACGGAUUAAAUUGGCAGAUUUCCCUGGGAUUGAUAUCCGAGCACCUGAUUUGACAAAUUACAACAGCCACAACGCAGGCACAGAGCACCGACGGCUCCAUGUGUAUCGAGCUUCUAGCCCCAUUGGUGUAGACACCAAUCUCCGUGCUGCCCUGCAUGCAUAUGUUUCUGAUCGUGCGAGUCUGGCUGUACUGGUUCAUGCCUUCGGUGCAAAGGAGCUGGGGGUAGCGGGCAGUCUCAACCACAAAAUGGUUUUUCAUGUAAAUGCGGAGGAUUUGGCUUUCACUGACAAAACCUGGUUCACUCAAGAGAUGUCUAGUAGUCGUGGGGGAGAGGGCCGCGGAGUUGUGGAGAGUCGGAUCUGGAGUCCUUCUGGGAGGUUGGUGGUAUCAACCAUGCAGGAUGCGAUGUUUCGAGAAACUCUUCCUUCUAAGCUAUCAUAG
Molecule: messenger RNA, 1072 nt
Organism: Aspergillus alliaceus
Lineage: Eukaryota; Fungi; Ascomycota; Eurotiomycetes; Eurotiales; Aspergillaceae
Product: acyl-CoA thioesterase
Exons: 1
Coding region: 77-1072 (331 amino acids)
Biological process (GO): acyl-CoA metabolic process; fatty acid catabolic process
Cellular component (GO): peroxisomal matrix
Molecular function (GO): fatty acyl-CoA hydrolase activity
Source: RefSeq, a predicted model, not a curated record